AUAUUUUAAAAAUUCAAUUGGGGGAUUGUGUGUCCCUCUCUCUUUCUCUAUUUCUUAAACGCAACACAUUGCGUGCCUCCUUCUGAAACCAAAUACUUUAUUCUAUCAACUAUGGCUUACUUAGAUCCGAUCUCUCCAUCCCUAACCAUCUUCAAGAACCCACAACUCACCAGAUUCCAAAUCGCCAUUUCCCCACCAAACCCACUACUUCUCUCUCGCCCUGGGAUUCAGAAUCUAAGGAUGUCCAUGAACAAGAGGUCGGUGGUGAUUGCAUCAUCUACGACGGCGGCAUCAGAGAAGCAGAAAAAGAGGUAUCCAGGAGAAUCGAAAGGGUUUGUGGAGGAGAUGAGGUUUGUGGCAAUGAAACUUCACACGAAAGAGCAAGCCAAGGAAGGAGAGAAAGAGACCAAAUCUCCAGAAGAGCGUCCUGUCUCUCUAUGGGAACCCACUGUCGAUGGUUACUUGAGGUUUUUGGUGGAUACUAAAUUGGUUUAUGACACGCUUGAAGAAGAAGCCACUUCCCCUACUUAUGCUGAAUUCAAGAACACAGGAUUGGAAAGGUCAGAGAAACUAGCCAUUGAUUUGGAGUGGUUCAAGGAACAAGGUUACGAGAUUCCAAAACCAACUGCACUUGGUAAAACAUACUCUCAGUAUCUAAAGGAUUUAGCAGAAAAGGAUCCUCAAGCAUUCAUUUGUCACUUCUACAACAUCUACUUCGCCCACAGUGCCGGCGGCCGAAUGAUUGGGAGAAAGGUAGCGGAGAGAAUACUCGAAGGUAGAGAACUUGAGUUCUACAAGUGGGACGGCGAGCUUUCCCAGUUGUUGCAGAACGUGAGGGAAAAACUGAAUAAAGUUGCCGAGGAGUGGACAAGAGAAGAAAAGAAUCAUUGUCUGGAAGAGACCGAUAAAUCAUUCAAGUAUUCUGGUGAGAUACUUCGUCUCAUAUUGUCCUGAUUUGAUUCUCACUCUCUCUUGAAAAUCCUGCUCAAGUGUUUAUAUUCCUUUGUUAUAACUAAUAUAUGUAUCUCUUUUGUUUGUAAUUAAACUCUUUGUUUCAGACC
This is a messenger RNA of Raphanus sativus (radish), 1061 nucleotides long. Its product is annotated as heme oxygenase 1, chloroplastic-like. Lineage: Eukaryota; Viridiplantae; Streptophyta; Magnoliopsida; Brassicales; Brassicaceae. The record is from RefSeq and is a predicted model, not a curated record. The coding region runs from base 112 to 954 and encodes 280 amino acids. The transcript has 2 exons. Gene Ontology annotation, biological process: phytochromobilin biosynthetic process; heme oxidation. Gene Ontology annotation, molecular function: heme oxygenase (decyclizing) activity.